This is a messenger RNA of Penaeus monodon (black tiger shrimp), 519 nucleotides long. Its product is annotated as WAS/WASL-interacting protein family member 3-like. The coding region runs from base 1 to 519 and encodes 172 amino acids. The transcript has 2 exons. Lineage: Eukaryota; Metazoa; Arthropoda; Malacostraca; Decapoda; Penaeidae. The record is from RefSeq and is a predicted model, not a curated record.
AUGAUACCUAGCGACAGCAUCUUGGCUAGUUUUGGGGCUGACAGAAGUGUGCAAGAGGAUUGUGUAUCCGUCUGUGUGCUCUUAUGUAAUCUUCAUAUCUCUGAUAAUGUUAUACAGUGUGAGGAACCUUUUGCCUCAGGCUUCCGCUUCAACGAGAAUUCCAGGAGCCACACUGCCUGCCUCCUACUACCGCCUCACACCAUAACCUCCACGCCACCAGCUCCACCUCCGAAUCCACCUCCAGCGCCACCGGCCGACUCCUCCUCCAAUAGCAUUUCCUCCGAAAGCCACCGCCGCAAAAUCCACCACAGCGCCUCCAUUUCCUCACGAUCCACCGCCGACUGCGCCACCUCCUCCGAAAUUCCUCAAAGAGUUCAGGCUCCUCCACCUCCUCCACCUCCACCUCCGCGUCCUCCGUAUCCCGUCAGCCAUCGCCGUCGGAACACCACAAGGCUUCACUUAUCACCAUGUAGAAAUGAAUUCCACCGCUUAUUAUUACCUUACAGCUUCCGAUUAUAA